Fusarium proliferatum ET1 is the source of this 336-nucleotide messenger RNA. RefSeq lists its product as uncharacterized. Lineage: Eukaryota; Fungi; Ascomycota; Sordariomycetes; Hypocreales; Nectriaceae. Gene Ontology annotation, biological process: steroid metabolic process. Bases 1 to 336 code for a protein of 111 amino acids. Gene Ontology annotation, molecular function: flavin adenine dinucleotide binding; Delta24(24-1) sterol reductase activity. The transcript has a single exon. Gene Ontology annotation, cellular component: membrane; cytoplasm. The record is from RefSeq and is a predicted model, not a curated record.
AUGGAGCGCCAUAACCAGAUUGUGCAGGAUAUUGCGGAUAAAAUAGGCGACUUCUACAAGCUCCGCAAGCCAUACCGCGUCUUUCAUGGUUCUUCAAGCAGUACUCGUCUUCGCCAUGCGACUGAGGCGAAUGUCAUCGAUAUUAGCAUGCUAUCGCAAGUCAUAUCAGUGGACACUGCGCAAAGAACCUGUCUUGUGGAGCCGAAUGUACCGAUGGGCCGACUCGUCGAGGCCACUAUGCCAUACGGCCUGGUACCGCCAGUAGUGAUGGAGUUCCCAGGAAUCACAGUAGGAGGAGGCUUUGCAGGAACAUCGGGGGAAAGCAGCUCAUUUUGA